Molecule: messenger RNA, 2927 nt
Organism: Hypoxylon trugodes
Lineage: Eukaryota; Fungi; Ascomycota; Sordariomycetes; Xylariales; Hypoxylaceae
Product: glycoside hydrolase family 36 protein
Exons: 5
Coding region: 232-2829 (865 amino acids)
Source: RefSeq, a predicted model, not a curated record
AGUUCACACUUAACUUUCAUUUAUUCACCACCAUCGACAGCUCAUAGGUUAUUCUCAGUACAUAUCUUGACCUCUUCCCAAGGUCUUUUCUUUAACUUGAAUGGCUCCAUUUAAUACCCCCAUAUAGCUAUUCUAUAUUUUUAUAAUGAAAAACAUCGCCUGAAUCAGAUCAGAGGUCAUUGUGAUUUCGCUUCUAAACUCCCAUUCUGAUAUUUUGCUUCAGCUGUGAGGAUGAAAGUCACCGUUUCAAGCUACCCACCCUUGGGCCAAGUCACUCAGUUAAAAGACAAAACUUUCCGGUUUAUUGCUCGAUUAGAAGUAGAAAAGGAUCUUGCGGAUGAUCUUUGGGAGGUCGCUAUCUGGCGCUCUUCUAGUAAUUCGGAUUGGAUCGAGGACUUAUUAGCUCCUACAUCUGAUAAUCCUGACACCGAUGUUGCUUUUCCAUCAUGCCUCCAAGCUUCUAACCCUUCGGAUGCCACCUUAUACUUCCAUGCAACGUUUUCUGUUUCGUCGCCAAUAAAUUUUACGCUCAAGUUCCGCAAUGCCCCUAGCCAACCUUGGACGUGGGCUCGUGAUAUAUCGGGUACAUCCGAUGGGAUUGUCUUGGUCAACACUCUCUCCAAAAUCGAUGAUGAACCCUUGUCGAACAUCAUCCAUGAACUGAACCCAGACCUAAAAGUUAAAAAUGCUUCAAGUCAAACACCUGGUACUCAACUUUGGACUAUUAACGCCGAUGUCGGUCCGGCCGAAGACGACCGUUCUGCCUACGCCAAUAUCGAGCUUGGGAGUCCAUGGGGUGGUGCUCUACGGUAUUUUGCCCUAGUUCGUCACGGAUCUCCGUGGUUGGGGCCUAGACAUGGUAGCAGCCCAUUCAGCUUAGAUAAAGACGCUGUGAUGUGUUCGUUUCUAAGCAACGAUGGUAGAAAUCUAGUUCUAUUAGGAGUCAGUGGGGUAGCCGGCAUAACCACACUCCUUUGUAGCUCAGAUUCAGGGUCAGUGAAAUUGCAUAUACGUAAUGAUGAUGUUGCCGAAUCAUCUGGGCUAGUUCUUGCCGCAGUUGGUGAUAGUUUUGAGUAUGCAAUGGCGGCUGUGAUGUAUCACGCCCGAACCGUUGUCCUUGCUGCGGGGGACAACCGAGAUGAGUUCACCCAACAGCUUAAAAGCCUCAGUGGCGAUAUCAAACCAGAAUGGUAUGAGAAUUGGUAUGAUGGAUUAGGAUAUUGCACCUGGAAUGCUCUAGGUCAACAGUUGACCGAUGAGAAAAUACUACACGCCGUUGAGGAGUUAGCGAAAGAUCAUAUCAAUAUCAGUAGUCUCAUUAUAGAUGACAACUGGCAAGAUAUCGAUUACGAAGGCGAAGACCAAUAUCAACGUGGCUGGAAAAGCUUUGAGGCAGAACCCAAUGCGUUCCCUCAUGGACUUGGAGAUACGGUGUCUCGUAUUCGCUCAAAGCACCCAAGUAUUCAGCACGUGGCCGUUUGGCAUGCCCUCCUAGGGUAUUGGGGAGGGAUAUCGAGCGGUGGUGAUCUCGCAAAGACUUAUAAAACAGUACAGAUUGGUCGAGAUGAUUCCAACCUCGAAGGACCCAUGACGGUCAUUGCCAAAGAAGACGUUGGCCAAUUCUACGAUGACUUUUAUAAGUUCUUGUCUAGUUGUGGAAUUGACGCCGUCAAGACAGACGUCCAAUACAUGAUGGAUACUUGGGUUUCCGCCAAAGGCCGCCGAGAGCUUACGGAGACGUAUCUCGAUAGCUGGAUGAUCUCGGCCUUGAGACAUUUCAGUAUCAAGGCUAUUUCAUGCAUGUCUCAAGCACCUCAACUCUUAUUCCACCAGCAAUUACCGCGCAAUCGACCGCCCAUGGUCGUGCGAAACUCCGACGACUUCUACCCCGAUGUUCCAGAUUCCCAUCCAUGGCAUCUCUUCGCAAAUGCUCACAACGCCCUACUCACACAACAUCUCAACGUGUUGCCAGAUUGGGAUAUGUUUCAGACCGACCACGAGUUCGCGGGUUUCCAUGCCGCCGCACGAUGUCUUAGCGGGGGUCCCAUUUACAUCACCGAUAUCCCGGGAAAGCACAACAAAGACCUUAUCGACCAAAUGACGGGAACAACCCUUCGAGGAAAAACCGUCAUCUUCAGGCCCAGCGUUGUUGGAAAGAGCAUCGAUCCUUACACGAGCUACGAUGAGCACGCUCUCCUCAAAGUUGGGAGUUACCACGGCAGAGCCGGAACGGGAACGCCGAUUUUAGGUGUUUUCAAUAUCUCCAAACAACCUAUAACAGAGCUAAUCGCGCUCGCAAAUCUCCCAGGCGUGCUUCCGUCGGUUGAAUACGUUGUGCGCUCCCAUCGUAGCGGCCUUGUCACACCUACUAUCAAACCCAGGAUUGACGCAGCCAAUCUAGAAGUAUCGUUAGAUGUUCAUGGUUACGAUAUACUCACAGCCUUUCCAGUGACACAAUUCACGAGUGAAACAAAUGAUACCAUACACGUCGCCAAUUUGGGUCUCAUCGGUAAAAUGACAGGAGCCGCUGCGAUUGUCACAGAUCAGUCCGAGUUGCUCCAUACAGGUAGAGUGUUCUUGGAUACGCGGCUUAAGGCUCUAGGAGUUCUCGGAAUAUACAUCUCGAGUCUACCCGAUAUGUCGAUUGAGCGAGACUUCAUGGUUACCGUUUUAGGCCAACCGAUCCCGCCUCAUACAGUUGCCGUAAAUGAGGCCGAUAACCACGUGUUGAGUAUCGAUGUUGAAACGGCAUGGAGGGAAUUGAAUAUCAACCCCGGAUGGAGCAAUGAACUUGAAGUCAAAGUCUACUUCGAUAUCGAAUAUCCCUAAUUGUGACUUGUAGACUUAGGCAUUUUAUUGGGUAAAGGUUGGAUUGGACGGUAUGGCAUGAUUAUGACGAGAAUGAUAUAAACGACACGGAUACGGCU